AUGAGUGAUACAGCCAAGCAGCUGGGCAAUGAUACAGCAAAAGCAUUCUACUCAAAUCCUAGUCACCAUCACUCACUCACUUACAUGAGAUGUGGUUUUAGUGGCACCCCAUUACCUCACCGGCCCACACGUCCCUCGCCGUCGCCGCUUCUGCGGUUUCUCUCGUCGCCUCGCCGUCGCCCGUCGUUGAGUCGCUCGUGCGGUAGCAGAGCGCCUUUGGCGUCGAGGCUCCUGAACCGAGUCCGCACCGUCUCUGCUCGUCUGAAGGAUCGGCAGACGCUAUCGCAAUCCAUCACUGCGUGCACUUCUUCAAGGCUCCUCUCCGACGUCGCUUCUCGGCCUCUUCCUUGGACCGCGACCGGCGAUUCUCCUCCUGCUUCCGCCUCGCCAGGUCCUCGAUCCUCCGGAAGCUCCGGGAAGUUCGAGCAUAAUGCGAACAGUUCGUCCGUUCGCUCGUCUCUGAAGGAUCCCGAGCUGCUGGACUUUGAGGUAGCUUCCAUCACAUUAAUAUCAAUAAUAUGGACACAAGUGAUUAGUGGCGGUGAUGUAGCAGUGGGAAUGCAGCACCAUAGAUUGAAGCUUGAUGAAAUGUCCUUUUUGACAAAUAUGCUGGUCUGCAACCUCAAGACUGCUGGUUUUGCUAUAUGAGCAAUAUGAGGACUUGACUUGGCCUGUUCCAAUGACGAGGCUUGUUUUGUGCGGUGUUAGUUUUUUUAGUGCAGAUGGUUUGAGUCA
Molecule: messenger RNA, 735 nt
Organism: Rhodamnia argentea
Lineage: Eukaryota; Viridiplantae; Streptophyta; Magnoliopsida; Myrtales; Myrtaceae
Exons: 3
Coding region: 1-648 (215 amino acids)
Source: RefSeq, a predicted model, not a curated record